Filobasidium floriforme is the source of this 1379-nucleotide messenger RNA. RefSeq names its product NAD(P)-binding protein. NCBI's taxonomy places the organism in Eukaryota, Fungi, Basidiomycota, Tremellomycetes, Filobasidiales, Filobasidiaceae. Gene Ontology annotation, molecular function: oxidoreductase activity, acting on the CH-CH group of donors, NAD or NADP as acceptor. Bases 184 to 1278 code for a protein of 364 amino acids. The record is from RefSeq and is a predicted model, not a curated record. The transcript is spliced from 5 exons.
UAGAUAGAACUCGCGACCGGGCCCUCACUUCGGCUAGAAAUGUGAUCAAAUUUACACGUGUACAUCGUCCAUCGUCCAUCCAUAUAUGCCAUAUACCCCUAUACACUUGAUAUCUUCCCGUCCACACCUCGAAAUAUCAGAGAAACACCUACCACAACCCCAAUCAAAUCAUUGACCACCAUCAUGCCCCCCAUCUCGAACCCCAGCAUCAUCUUCAACGAAUUGCCCAAGGGCGAACCCACCUUGGAGACCCUCAAGAUCGACGAGUCUGCUCAGAUCGAUCUCGAGGAAGAGCUCAAGGAAAAUGAGAUCAUCCUCAAACUCGUAUGCGUCUCGCUCGACCCGUACAUGCGAGGGCGAAUGCGAGAGGAGCACAUCAAGUCUUACAGCCCCGCGUUCCCUUUGAACAAGCCUAUCGGCGGACACGGAGUUGCCAAGGUCAUCAAGAGCAAGUCUAGCCGAUACGAGGAGGGAGUCCACAUCUACGGCGUCUUGCCCUACACCACCUACAUCCGCCGAAUGGCUCCUACCGAACAGGAGGAUGCGCAGAACGCCAAGUUCUUCGGAGGACCCGCCCUCAAGAUCCUCAAGAACGAGGAAAACUUGUCGUGGAGCACCUACAUCGGUGCCGCGGGGAUGCCGGGAAAGACGGCGUACAUGGCCUGGAAGGAGUACUCUCCCGUUCAAGGGCACAUUGGCCAAGCAAAGGUCGCCUACAUCUCUGCGGGUUCGGGUCCCGUAGGAUCGCUCGCCAUUCAGAUGGCUAAAAAAGACGGAUACAAGGUCAUCGCGUCGGCAGGGAGCGACAAGAAGAUUCAGUUCUGCAAGGAUAUUGGAGCUGAUGUGGUCUUCAACUACAAGACCGACAACCCGGACGAGAUUUUCGCCAAGGAAGCGCCCGAAGGCAUCGACGUCAACUGGGUCAACGUUGGAGGCAAGGCUUUCGAGACCGAGCUCGCUCACUCGGCGUCUCACGGCCGAGUCAUCGUUUGCGGUUGGAUCUCUGCCUACAACGGCAAGUCUGACGGGAUCACCAACCUGUUCCAGAUCGUUGCCAAGCGUUUGCACGUCAACGGUUUCAUCGUCGGAGAUCUCGAGCCCAAGUAUGGCAGCGAAUUCUACUCGACGGUGCCGAAGGCUUUGGCCAGCGGGGAAGUCAAGUUCUCCGAGGUCAAGUACGACGGGCUGGACAAGAUCCCGCAAGCCUUUAUCGACCUGCUUGCUGGCAAGCAGGGAGGCGGCGAUGGGCUGGGUAAGGUAGUCAUCGAGAUCAAGUAGAUGGGUUGCGAUACGAAACGAGGCCAAGUUUUGUAUGGGGAUCCACGAACCAAUGAAUAGAUAUCAAGCCGCAUGAUAGACUUUGUAAAUUGUCAAGGGAC